This is a messenger RNA of Diaporthe citri, 2295 nucleotides long. RefSeq lists its product as uncharacterized. The transcript is spliced from 5 exons. Gene Ontology annotation, biological process: DNA-templated transcription; regulation of DNA-templated transcription. The record is from RefSeq and is a predicted model, not a curated record. Lineage: Eukaryota; Fungi; Ascomycota; Sordariomycetes; Diaporthales; Diaporthaceae. The coding region runs from base 1 to 2295 and encodes 764 amino acids. Gene Ontology annotation, molecular function: zinc ion binding; DNA binding; DNA-binding transcription factor activity, RNA polymerase II-specific.
AUGGGCGACGACGACAGGGUCACAGCUGCCAACUCGACCAGCUCUUCACCCGCUGCGUCCACGGCCGCGUCCGUGUCUGUCUCUGCUCAAGGCACAGGCACAGGCACGGGUACCACCGCCAACGUCCCGCAAAAGCCUCCGCGCAUCCUCGCAUGCGUGCUCUGCCAGCACCGUAAGAUCAAGUGCGACAGGAAUUUCCCCUGCGCCAACUGCGUAAAGGCAAAUGUCACAUGCACUCCCAGCACUCCGGCUCCCGCGCGGAAACGCAGGAGGCCGAAUCAAGAUCUCCAGGAGCGCCUGGCGCGGUGCGAGGAACUGUUGAAGGAGUACGCCUCUGCGAAGCCCCCUUCCCCUUCACCCGCCAGUACCCCCUCCCCCAAGCGCGCCAAACUCGAACGCCCGCCCGAGUUCACAGACCCUGCUGCGAAAUGGAAGCCCGCCGGCCAGCUGAUCGAGGAGGACGGCGGCCUGCGAUUCAUGGAGUCCCGAGUCCUGGGGACAGUAUACGAUGAGCUGAGAUCGAUGCGCAAACUGGUCGACGAGGAGAUACAAUGUGACGAUUCCACUCCGGCUCCAUUCGAUGACUACUCAAAUUCUCCCGAUGACAACUCUGAGUUGAUCUUUGGCGCCGAGACCCCAUCUUCCAACCAAGAAGACCUCACACCAAGCCCGGGCCAAGUCGUGCGCCUCUGGCAGAUCUAUCUCGACCGCUGCAACCCCCUGACCAAGGUCAUUCACGUCCCCACCGUCCAGCCUUUCGUGCUAGAAGCGACCGGCAAUGCCCCAAACUUGCCGAAGAAUGUCGAGGCCUUGCUAUUCGCCAUAUACACACUUGCGGUUGUGUCCAUGACCAAGGAGGAGAGUGAGGAAGUGCUCGGUAUGCCCAGGGAAAAGGCCCUGGCCAGGUUCAGCGCCGGCCUCCGCUCAUGCAUGAUCCGUUUGGGCUUCCUCAAGACCCACGACCUCUUCACUCUGCAGGCUCUAGUCAUAUACCUGAUCUCCUUACAAGGCAGGUACAAUCGCCAUGCAUCAUGGAUCCUCAACGGAGUCGUCAUCCGCAUCGCCCAGAAGAUGGGCUUGCACCGCGACGGUGAGCUGUUGGGGCUGAAGCCGUUCGAGACAGAGAUGAGGCGGCGUUUGUGGUGGCAGAUCAUCAUGCUCGAUUCCAAAUACGCCAUACUAUCUGGCCUCAGCCAUACACUGCUUCCCCGUGGCUGGGACACCAGGGAGCCCAAGAACAUCUCGGAUGUCGAUCUAUUGCCUACUGCCACAGAGCCAAUUCAGGAUCAGGAGGGCCCGACCGACAUGAUCCUUGUCCUUGUCGUCUUCAAGAUCGCAAAGAACCUGGUCCAGGCGCCCGAUAUCGAGGCAGUUCUGAUCCUGGAUGCGCUCGAGUUCAAGACGGCUCCACAGAGCGAGAAAAUCGAACAAUAUCGCACUAUUGUCCGGCAGCUCAAACAAGAUUUUGAAGAGCUCUUUAGGAAGUGCUCGUCGCCGACGGCAGGGGACCUCCAUAAACUGGCCCAGCAAAUAGGAGACCACAUGAUGAGCAAGCUCUGCCCAUUAAUCACAAGCUCGGCGGAGGGCCGUGACGCGAACGACGAGGCCUUCGAUCAAAGCAGCAACACCUUCAGGGUCGCCGUCGACUCCACGAGUCAUGCUGUCGAGCAGCACAAGAUCGCCAACUAUCCAGCCUGGGACUGGUUCCACCGAUUGCACUUCCAGCUCGACAUUUUCGCGUACCUGGUUGGCCAGUUGGGCCACCGCACGAGCGGGCGCCUGGUGGACCAUGCGUGGGAAAUCGUCGAGCAAGUCUACAAAUACUACCCGGAAUUCUACGACACUUCUCAGAGGGUAUACCACCAGCUCGCAUACUUCUUGUUCAAGGCCUGGCGCAGGCGGGAAGAAGUCCUUCGCUCGCGAUUGGGCCACCCGCCGGAAGUCCCGUACUGUGUGCAGAAGCUGCGGGCAACGAUGCCAGGGCCGGACGACUCGAGCGUCAAGAGCGAGACAGGGAAGACGCCCAACAACGAGAUGUUCAACUUUGUCACUAGCGGCGCCAGCCGUUACAACGGCAAUGGCGACAGAGGAGCGAUGCAUUACAACGGGGCCGAGAGUUCACAGUUCGACAUAUACAUGGGCAACUAUUUCGACCUCGAUGCGUUGGAGUUCGAACUGUGGGGCGGCAACAACGCGCAGAUGGUUCCCAACAUGCCGGUGGGCAACCCAGCGGCAGCGACGAUGCCGGUGCACAACCAAUUUCCAUACGGGAUGGGGCCUCCCUCUGAUUGGUGA